AUGGAAAAUGAAUCCUUAAAGUUGAGUAGAAAACAAGAACAAGCAGAGUUGUUGCAUCGUGUACUAGCUAGUACCGAUGAGGAUGCAAUGGAAGAGAAACUGCCAACUGAUCCUGAUGGCUUGGGCUUUUUAAACAGUCGUGUAGGCCCAUCAAGUGUUAUUCGUAAACCAAAUAAAAUGUCCAGCUUAUCAGGAGCAGACGAUGCUAUAUACGUGGAUACUAGUUCAUCAGCUGCUCGUAAAGAAAAACUGAAAGAAAGAUAUCCACUGUUUCGUUUAUUUAGAAGUUGAUAAUAGUCCAUUUAUGCACAGAUAUUUUCGCUUGUCUUUCAGAAGGACAGAAUCUGUCUGGGACAUAUUUUGCGUACAUCUUGUACAUAUCUUUUUCAUGUUAUUGUGACUUUUAUGUUCACUGUAAUUAUGACAUUCUUUCUUUUUUGCGUCUUAUAAAACGACGAGAUUGUACAC
This is a messenger RNA of Trichobilharzia szidati, 468 nucleotides long. The record is from the annotation of a GenBank genome assembly. Lineage: Eukaryota; Metazoa; Platyhelminthes; Trematoda; Strigeidida; Schistosomatidae.